AUGGCGGGACGUAAGAGAAAUGGUGUACGAUCUCCCCAAGCGGAAAAAGAUGCAGAUUACGAAGAAAAAAGGCGGCGAAAUAAUGAAGCAGUCAAUCGGACCCGUGAAAAGAAGCGACAAGAAGAAACAGAGACUGCAAAAAAGGUCGAGGAACUCAGAGCAGAGAACGAAAAGCUCGAAAGACAGGUUGAAUCUCUACAAAAAGAGCUAUCUUUCCUAAAAGAAAUGUUUGUCGCCUACACGAGUGGAGGUAAAAAGACUGCUAGCGAUGUACCGUCUUCGUCAUCAAGUUCAACUUGA
Cooperia oncophora is the source of this 300-nucleotide messenger RNA. Lineage: Eukaryota; Metazoa; Nematoda; Chromadorea; Rhabditida; Trichostrongylidae. The record is from the annotation of a GenBank genome assembly.